Hordeum vulgare subsp. vulgare (domesticated barley) is the source of this 2195-nucleotide messenger RNA. Its product is annotated as putative glucuronosyltransferase PGSIP8. Gene Ontology annotation, molecular function: glycosyltransferase activity. The transcript is spliced from 5 exons. Bases 423 to 1835 code for a protein of 470 amino acids. Lineage: Eukaryota; Viridiplantae; Streptophyta; Magnoliopsida; Poales; Poaceae. The record is from RefSeq and is a predicted model, not a curated record.
CAGAACUAACCCCGGCCUUCCACGUGCCGCGUGCACUGUACCAGUCUACGUGGGGUACUACGAAGCUGUACUCCUACUUGAGCUGAGCAGCUCCAUUCUCGUCGCUCGCCGUCUCCUCUCCUCUGCUACUCAGAAAAAGCUCCACCUUUCCCACCCCCGUCCCGUCUCUCGGAAGCCAACCUGCCUGCCUCCGCCUGCAAUCACGGGGGAGAGACAAAAACAAAGAGCCACCACCGCCGCCCCAGCUCCAGCCCCCGAGACAGCUCACCGGCGGCCACCGACCCCUCCCCCCGCCCAUUCCCGCGGCGCGCCCCUCCGCCGCCCGCCGGCCGCCGCCGCCGGGUGAUGCCACGGGCCCCUGCAUCCGCCGCGGCGAUCCCGGCUCGCAGCUAGAUCUGGCCCGCGGGAGGCUCCCGGGCGGCAUGGCGCGGCUCGCGGGGCUGCGGUGGCUCCUCGUGCUGUGGGCGGCGGCGGGGGCGCUGGCCGCGGAGGAGGAUGGCAGGGCGGCCGUCGGGGCGCCCGGGCCGCGCCGGCACGCCUACGCGGCGAUGAUGUACAUGGGCACGCCCCGCGACUACGAGUUCUACGUGGCCACGCGCGUCAUGAUGCGCUCGCUCCGCGGGUUCGGCGCCGACGCCGAUCGCGUCGUGAUCGCCUCGCUCGACGUCCCGCCCAGCUGGGUCCAGGCGCUGAAAGAUGAUGGUGUGAAGGUGGUCUCUGUGGAUAAUUUGAAGAAUCCUUAUGAAAAACAAGAAAACUUCAACUCACGAUUCAAGUUGACCUUAAACAAGUUGUAUGCUUGGAGCUUAGUUUCGUAUGAUCGAGUUGUUAUGCUAGACUCUGACAAUAUGUUUCUCCAGAACACUGAUGAAUUAUUUCAGUGUGGCCACUUCUGUGCUGUCUUCAUCAACCCUUGCAUCUUCCAUACAGGCCUCUUUGUACUGAAGCCCUCUAUGGAUGUUUUUAAGAACAUGCUACAUGAGCUAGCUGUUGGGCGUGAAAAUCCAGAUGGCGCAGAUCAGGGCUUUCUUGCUAGCUAUUUCCCAGACUUGCUUGAUCAACCAAUGUUCCAUCCACCAGCUAAUGGUACCAAACUUGAUGGAAAUUAUCGCCUUCCUCUAGGCUAUCAGAUGGAUGCAUCUUAUUAUUAUUUAAAGCUCCGUUGGAGUAUUCCAUGUGGACCGAAUAGUGUGGUCACAUUUCCAAGUGCUCCAUGGAUGAAGCCAUGGUACUGGUGGUCUUGGCCAGUUUUACCUCUGGGGCUUUCUUGGCAUGAACAACGUCGUGAAAACCUAGGGUAUUCAUCAGAGAUACCAAUGGCACUAUUCCAGGCUCUACUGUACAUUGGAGUCAUCGCAGUGAACCGGCUCGCACGUCCUAGCUUGUCGAAGCUGUGCUACAACCGGAGAAUGGAGAAAAGCACGAUGUUCCUACUCACCACCCUCAGAGUAGUGGUGGCAUGGUCCAUACUCGCAGCUUACACCAUUCCCUUCUUCCUCGUCCCACGGACCGUCCAUCCGCUGCUAGGCUGGCCACUAUACCUGCUCGGUUCUUUCUCCCUCUCCUUGAUCGUCAUCAACUUCUUCCUCCUCCACCCCCUUGCUGUUCUCACGACAUGGUUUGGGCUCAUCGGCACGCUCUUUGUGAUGGCAUGCCCCUGGUACAUGAACGGUGUCGUCAGGGCGUUGGCGGUGUUCGCGUAUGCGUUUUUCUGCGCGCCGGUGGUCUGGGCAUCCUUGGUCAAGAUAAUGAGCUCCUUGCAGGUCCUGAUCGAGAGGGACGCCUUCAGGCUUGGGGAGCCUAACCAGACGGCGGAGUUCACCAAGCUUUACUGAGGUGGGCGCGACAGAUACAUAUAUGGUGACUUUUAGUGUCGUUUGAUUUGAUCAGCUAAUCCCAGUUCAUGUUGGCAAUUCUGAUGGCCAAUUCAGCUGUACAAGUAAAAUCGCCGAGUUUGGAACUACAGUUGUUGAUCCUAUGUAACACGAACUGGAACCAUUGGAACCCAUGAUUGUCCUCUUGGGCGUGUAGAUGAUAUAUACGGUGUCGAGGAAAAGGGGGGAUUCAUGCUUGUGCAUGUGUGUUGGUUGUGAUUCUGCUGAUGAACAAACCAGAAUAGAGUAAAUGCUUUUCUGGUUUCUUGGUAUGCUGUUGUCCGAGAAAAAAUGGCCAACACAUUCUUGGCGUUCAUGCAA